GGAGUGACUGUGUAGAAAAGAGUCAGCUAGCUCCCUUUAAUAUAUGCUGCUGGUGUUACUAUGUGUUUUUUCUGGAUGAAGUAAGAGGAGGAAAAGCAACAUCUUAAAGAAGGCAAACAUAUUAGACCCCAGCGAUGCCUCUCUUCACCACCAAUCCCUUUGACCAAGAUGUUGAGAAAGCAACCAGUGAGAUGAACACGGCUGAGGAUUGGGGCCUCAUUCUGGACAUAUGUGAUAAGAUAGGACAGUCCCGCACUGGGCCUAAAGAAUGUCUGCGCUCUAUAAUGAGAAGAGUAAAUCACAAGGAUCCCCACGUGGCCAUGCAGGCAUUGACUCUCCUGGGUGCUUGUGUUUCAAACUGUGGUAAAAUCUUCCACUUGGAGGUUUGUUCCAGAGAGUUUGCCAGUGAAGUCAGUAAUGUCUUAAACAAGGGUCACCCAAAAGUAUGUGAAAAGCUGAAGGCACUGAUGGUGGAGUGGGCUGAGGAUUUCCGCAAUGAUCCACAGCUCAGUCUCAUCUCGGCGAUGAUCAAAAACCUACGUGAGCAAGGUGUCACCUUUCCAGCUGUGGGUUCCCAGGCUGCAGAACAAGCAAAAGCAAGUCCAGCACUGGUGGCAAAGGAUCCCUCCACCACAACAAAUAAAAAAGAGGAAGAAGAUCUAGCCAAAGCUAUUGAGCUGUCACUAAAGGAGCAACGUCAGCAGCCACAGACCUCCCUGUCGAGCCUUUACCCAAGCACUUCCAGCCUGCUCUCCACACACAAGUCUGACGGCAGAAAGGUCCGCGCCAUAUAUGACUUUGAGGCUGCAGAGGACAAUGAGCUCACUUUUAAGUCUGGAGAAAUCAUCACCAUCCUGGAUGACAGCGACCCCAACUGGUGGAAAGGGGAAACGUACCAAGGAGUCGGCCUGUUUCCCUCCAACUUUGUCACUGCUGAUCUCACUGCUGAGCCCGAGAUGAUAAAAACCGAGAAGAAGACUGUGCAGUUCAGUGAGGAGAUCCAGGUAGAGACAAUAGAGCCUGAACAGGAGCCUGUAUAUAUAGACGAGGACAAGAUGGACCAACUGCUCCAAAUGAUUCAAAGUGCAGAUCCUACUGACAACCAGUCAGACAGCGUUGAGUUACUUCAGCUGGAAGGUGCCUGUAAUCAAAUGGGACCCCUAAUUGACCAGAAGCUGGAGGAUAUAGACGGGAAGCACUCUGAGCUGUCAGAGCUAAAUGUGAAGGUGAUGGAGGCAUUGUCUCUCUACGCAAAGCUGAUGAAUGAAGAUCCAGUAUAUGCCAUGUAUGCCAAGCUGCAGAGCCAGCAGUACUACAUGCAACAGCCUGCUAAUGCAGCGCAGCAGGUCUACCCCGGUCAGCCUGUGUCAGGCUCUUACUCCAUGAGCAGUACUGGGGUGCAAGGAUAUACGGUCCCUGUGGAGCAACUUCCAGCUGGUGCUCACAUUCCUGGUCAGCCAGCUCCAAGCGAUGUCCACAUGUACAUGGGCCAGCCACCGGUUUACUCUGCAGCCCCUGGCACUAUGGCUCCAGCAGAUGUUCAGUCCUACCCAAAUCCAGCAAGCACGGCAGGCCCUGCACCAUGCUCAGCACCUGCCAGCAUGUCGCAGACGGCAAACUACAGCAACCCAUCCGGCACAAGCUUAGCACCUCCCUCAGACGUCCAUCAGGCUCCUUACUCUGAGAAAGCCCUGCUAUAGGGCCUUCUUACAGAUAGGACAAACAACAUAUGGUUAAUCCAUUGUAAGAAAUAGUUCAUUGUUGUUCCCAUUAAAGAGCAACAACAGUUUUAAAAAAAUGUAACAUCAGGCAAACACUGGCAUUUGGUGCACCUUGUGUUUUAUUUGGUGAAUCCAUAUGUGAAAAUCCAUUUAAUAUCAUAUUUGCACAUUCUUAACUACUCAGAUGUUGGAACAAUUUUGGUUCGACAGAUUUGUGUUUUUGUCAUGAUUUGUGUCUAAGCUCCUAAUCUAAAUCUGGCCACAAAAAACUUACACUUCAAAUAUGAAAAAAAUAUUACAUUUACAUAUUUAACAAUUGUUAGUUUCUUUAGAUUUUUUUCAAAAACUAUAUAGACGUUUUAAAACGGUCUUCUAGAAAUUUAUAAACAGAGAACAAUAGAAAUUUUUGUGCACAUUUUAUUUUUAAUUUAAACAUUUCUUACUAUGUGUGCAUAUAAAAAUUUGAUCAGAUUCAGUAAUUCAGCUGAAAAGAAGAAAAUUACAUUGAAUCUACAGUAUAUACACAGAAGAAGAGGCUUUUGAGCAUUUAUAUCUGUAUUUUGAAGAUUAUGGCUUACAGCUAAUUAGAAAAUAAGACUUUGGUCAUUAAAAAAAUAUAGCUAAAACCUAAUUCAAAAUGAAAUGUAAAGUAAAGCAUUUUUAAACAUAUUUCGCCUUGAUUUUAGCUGUGAUUCACACGUUUAGCCAUUAGACCAUCCUUGUUGAGACUGCUAAAAAAUGCCUUAGUUGUAGAAAUGUUCUUUGUGUUUAUGUACGUCAUUGGAUAGCCAAAAUCUACUAUUUCUUUCUUCUAGGGGCAUUAUUUAAUAUUCUUUUUGAUGAAACAAAGUCUGAGUUUAAGUUUAGCUGAAAGCCGUAAUUAUCAAAAUUACUGAAUAAAUGAACGCUUCAAAUAUAUUACUGGGAUGCUCCUAUAAAUAAUUAUUAGAACUUGUCUCAAAUUUUUCUUUAAAAAUGUCCGGUUCUUAGAAACAAAAACAUUUUACCAAGUAACCAAGUGUAACUGUAGCUAUAUCAGUGCAAUUAAAUUAAGGUAAUUCAAAUGAUGCGUGAUAUCCAUAGCUGUUUCAUGUUGCUAUUUAAAGGCCUACCUCUGAGGUCUUUAAAACACUAAGAUUGAAGACUUUGUUGUGCCACAAUAAGCUCCUCCACUACAACUAGUUACAGUCAUGUUUUUCUUUUUUGCUAUUUCUUUAUUUAAAGCAAAACACUAAACUGAAAAUAUUGUUCUCCUCUCAAUAUUUUACAAGUGUCAUCAACUUUUACUGAAACCUGAAGCCUCUUUGAUUUUCUGUAGGGAAAAGAAACAAAAGGAGCAGAAGCAUGCACCUGACACAUGUAUAUACUGUACUGAAGUAACCCCCUCGAGGUUGGAUAUAUGUUGGUUCAGUUCUUGUUGUUUUCUCUAAAACUGAUUUCUGGUUUCCACAUAGCCCUGGUGAAUGAAAGACCUAUAACUAUCCCUACAUGCCUGAUUUCCCUUCUGACACAAAUAGUUCUGUAUCCUUUUUUAAGGGGAUACCAGCCACCUUACCUCUUUCAGGGCUGUGCCAACAAGUAUGCACCUCUGAUGUGGUUACAAGGGGAAAGCUCUGAGCCCCAUAGAUUUUUUGUUUUACUUUUAUUUUAAAGCAUCUCUAUUGCUAUUGAUUUUUUUUUAUUGUAGUACAUUCUAAUUUAUGAUUAAUUAUUGCUAUAUUUUUGAUGAAGUAUUGCAGGAUGUAUGUAUUCAAGAAAAGAGUUGGAUGUGUGAUAUUCUGCCCAACUACAAUGUAUAUUUCAGAUAAAACCUUGAAAUUUGUAUUUUAUUGUACUGUAGGUUUAAUGGUUACAUUAGUACUGACUGAACUUGAGCCCCAGAGGUGUCUGUCAUUUCUUAGACUUGUGUUAACACUGAGGGAAGUUUUAUUUUAUAAAGAGGCAUUAGUUUAAGAUGAUGUUUAGUUUGCUAUCUCUCACCCAACAUGAAAUUAUGCAUUUAGUGUAUUAAUCCUAAAUAAUUUAUAUGGCUUCUACAUGUAGCAAGUCUUUGAGAAGGAUUCAGUGUUUGAAAAAUUUGACUUAUGAAAUAAAUAUGUCUGUGUAUUUUAUUAAAUCAUGCUUUUUGAAGGAAAUUUGAAGUACAAAUGCUAAACUAAACUCUAGAAUUGGGAAAAGGUUUCAGUACUACGGUGAAAAACUUCUCAUUUAGCUUUCUCUUUGUUAUAGGUCGAGCCUUGCUACUUGCCAACUAAAGAAUGCAAGGCAAAUUUUACUUUAGGCUUAGUACUUAGACUUUGUUUAAUGAUAAUUUAAUUUAAAUGUAGUUGAGAUAAAAUAAGUUAGUUAUUAUUUUUGUUGCCUUUAGUUUAAUGGAAGAGAAUCUACUCUGUUAAACCUUGCAGUUUUCUGUAUAUUGUCAUCAUCUAAAUGGAGCAUCUUAUUGCACCGCAGCGUUGGGCUGCAACUCUGAUGUAACUUUUUUUUUUCUUGUACAGGAUUGAAAUGCUGCCUGUGUUUUUUUUUU
This is a messenger RNA of Cyprinodon variegatus (sheepshead minnow), 4248 nucleotides long. It is a transcript of the gene stam, whose product is annotated as signal transducing adaptor molecule. Gene Ontology annotation, biological process: protein transport to vacuole involved in ubiquitin-dependent protein catabolic process via the multivesicular body sorting pathway. Gene Ontology annotation, cellular component: ESCRT-0 complex. The transcript has 14 exons. NCBI's taxonomy places the organism in Eukaryota, Metazoa, Chordata, Actinopteri, Cyprinodontiformes, Cyprinodontidae. The record is from RefSeq and is a predicted model, not a curated record. The coding region runs from base 135 to 1700 and encodes 521 amino acids. Gene Ontology annotation, molecular function: phosphatidylinositol binding; ubiquitin binding.